Molecule: messenger RNA, 1849 nt
Organism: Scatophagus argus
Lineage: Eukaryota; Metazoa; Chordata; Actinopteri; Scatophagidae
Gene: pigw
Product: phosphatidylinositol glycan anchor biosynthesis, class W
Exons: 2
Coding region: 165-1649 (494 amino acids)
Biological process (GO): GPI anchor biosynthetic process; protein localization to plasma membrane
Cellular component (GO): endoplasmic reticulum; membrane
Molecular function (GO): glucosaminyl-phosphatidylinositol O-acyltransferase activity
Source: RefSeq, a predicted model, not a curated record
AAUGCAGCGUGCGGCCGAAUACGGAAAUAAGCAUGGGCGCGCUUAGGUUAAUGUAGCAUCAUGGGUUGGACCAUAGGUUAUACUUCGUGCGACUGUUGGUAUGCGGUAAAACCGGUAUUUUUGUGACUCUCCAAUUCCCACGACGAACAGACAACCCCGUGGCCAUGUCUCAGAGGGAACUUAAGGAAGCGUUUGUGAGUAAUCUGAAUGGGACCAGUCUGCAGGAGGUGGGACUGGGCUCGUUUAUCUCCCCUCUAUGCCUCAUCAACAGAGGACUGAUUCUGAUACUCUACCAUCAGGCCAAAGGGACUCUUCCACUGCCACUUCCACUGAUUUCUCACCUGCUUUUGGACUUCUCUGUGCUUAUUCUUCCCCUUGUCCUAUCAUGCACUGUUCUGAGUAGCAUUCUUCACCAGGUCAUCAUAAGCCUGACCAUCGUUUCAGCUUGUAUGUUUUGCUAUAUCAACAGACAGCCUUCUGCUAGGCACCCAGAUAAUGCUCUCAGCACCUUCCUUCAAAGUCAUGUUCAGUUUCAUCAGGUUCCCUUUGUGACUGUCUUCAGAGUGUUUGUAAAUGUGAAAACAGCCAUCAGCAUCCUUGCCGUAGACUUUAGUGUCUUCCCAAGGCGAUAUGCUAAAACAGAAACCUAUGGUACAGGGGUUAUGGACUUUGGGGUUGGAGCGUAUGUGUUUGCAAAUGCCCUUGUCUGCUCAGAGGCACGGAGGAAGAACAUCUCUGGAUCCAAGAUGGAUCAUAUCAUGAAGCAGCUCCUGUCUGUCUGGCCCCUGGUUGUUCUUGGCAUGGGAAGGCUUUUGAGCGUCAAAAUGACCAGUUACCACGAGCAUGUGACAGAAUAUGGCAUCCACUGGAAUUUUUUUUUCACACUAGCAGUCGUCAGAGUUGUGGCCUCUAUGGUGCUGGCCAUUUUGCCAGCCAAUUCCUCGUGGUUCUUUGCCCUUCUGAUCAGUGGAUUUUAUCAACUCACCCUAGAGACAUCAGGGCUGAAGGCCUUCAUUAUCCACAACAAUGACAGAGAAAAGGACUUUCUGCAUGCUAACAAGGAGGGUAUAUUCUCUGUGGUGGGCUAUGUAGCCAUCUACAUGGCAGGAGUUCAGGUGGGGCUCUAUGUGAUGCAACCAAGAUCCCAGGUUAGAUCGUGGCUCAAAGUGCUUUCUACACUCUUGUUGGGUAGUUUUGUCCUAUAUGCAGUUUUGUACACAUGUCAGACACUUGUGGAGCCAGUGUCUCGCCGCUUAGCUAAUUUUCCUUUCUGCAUCUGGAGUGUUGCUCAGUCUUUGCUUUUUAUGUCCAUCAUUGGUAUAGCUGAUAUGGUCUUACUGUUUUCCAAAAGAAUAUCAGACUGUCACUUUGUACCCUCAUCAUGGAAUCUGUGUAAAAAGCAAUCAGACUCAGCCUUUGUCAGAAAGUCAGGUGAACUAGAAACCCUCUGCCUUGUUCAAGCUGUCAGCAGGAAUCAGUUGCUAUUCUUCUUGCUUGCAAAUGUCCUGACGGGAUUGACAAACUCCAUAGUGGACACGCUUAGUUGUAGCAGUUUCUUUUCAGUGUGUGUUUUGCUAUCAUACAUGUUCAUGAAUUGUGUCAUAAUAUAUAUUUUACAUCUUUGUGCAAUUACAUUAAAAUUCUGGUAAACUUACAUUUUUAACCGUACUAGAGGGUUCAUUUGUCUGUUGAAGGUUCUUGUGGGCUUGGAGAGAUCAGACAUUAAAAUUCAUCACAAUUAAAAACACUGGGAAGAGUUAAUGUAAGAAAAUAUAAACUGUUGUACAUGAUACCUUUUUAUAUAUGCAAAGUAAUACAUGUUUUAAUAAAAUCAUAUUUCAGAACAAGC